Molecule: messenger RNA, 785 nt
Organism: Arabidopsis arenosa
Lineage: Eukaryota; Viridiplantae; Streptophyta; Magnoliopsida; Brassicales; Brassicaceae
Source: the annotation of a GenBank genome assembly
CACCUCCACUUUCCUUUUUGGCCUCUUAUUUUCAGAUUUAACUGUGUGCUCUCUCUACUUUACUCUACUCUCUCCUCCUCCUUAAGAAAGUUUUUAACUCUCCUAGGUUUUUCUUUUUUUUUGGGAAUAAAAAGAAGAAGAAAUGGGUGUUCUUGAUCAUGUCUCUGAAAUGUUUGACUGCUCUCAUGGUCACAAAAUUAAAAAGCGCAAACAGUUGCAGACGGUGGAGAUCAAAGUGAAAAUGGACUGCGAAGGUUGCGAGCGGAAAGUGCGGCGUUCUGUGGAAGGCAUGAAGGGUGUGUCUUCUGUGACGUUGGAGCCCAAAGCCUCAAAAGUCACUGUGGUCGGCUACGUCGAUCCCAACAAGGUGGUGGCUCGAAUGGCUCACAGGACCGGCAAGAAAGUCGAGCUCUGGCCAUAUGUUCCCUACGACGUGGUCGCUCAUCCUUACGCUGCCGGUGUCUACGACAAGAAGGCACCCUCCGGUUAUGUCCGAAGAGCCGAUGACCCUGGAGUGUCGCAGCUGGCUCGUGCUAGCUCCACUGAGGUCCGCUACACUACUGCAUUUAGCGACGAGAACCCGGCGGCUUGUGUGGUCAUGUGAUGACUGUUUCAAAUUUGUUAUGGAUUAAUAUUGUCUGUCUUGUUUUGUAUAUUAAUACCAUAAUGGUAGGUUUCUUGUUUUGCUUUUAGUGCCUUGUUAUUCUCUGUAUUCCUCACACUCUUUAUGAUUGUAAUAUUUGUUUUUCUUUUCUUCCAAAGACUAAUAAUGUUGAUAAAUUAUC